Molecule: messenger RNA, 3864 nt
Organism: Closterium sp. Naga37s-1
Lineage: Eukaryota; Viridiplantae; Streptophyta; Zygnematophyceae; Desmidiales; Closteriaceae
Source: the annotation of a GenBank genome assembly
AUGGCGCCGAGAAAAAGCUCAUUCUUUCGCGUAUCCCCCCCCCUUCCUUUUCCUCACUCCCCGCUCUUAGCGGCGGCCCUGCUGAACAUAAAGGCGGCCAUGCGACUCACCUAUACCACGUGGACCGCCACAAAAUGUGUCCUUCCUUCCUUGUUCCCCUCUUCCACCUCCGCUCCCCCUUGUCUGCCGUUCCCCAUCCGCCCACCAGCGACGGCCCUGCUGAACAUCAAGGCGGCCAUGGGACUCACCUACACCACGUGGGUCGCCACCAAACCGUGCACUCUUAAUGGCGCCACUGCAGCCGCCGGCGAGUGGGAGCGCGUGACGUGCUCCGCUGACGGCCUCGCCUACUCCAUAAACCUGGACUCAGCGAAACUCGUGCGCAAGAGCUUCCCUUCAGACAUCUCCAAGCUCACGGGCCUUGGCGUAGUGUGGAUGCCAUGGAACUUCCUGGAUGGCAGCCUCUCAGACUAUCUCAAAUUCUUCUCCACGCUCACCAACUUGAAUCAACUGGCCAUGCAGUACAUGUUCUUCUCGGGGUCAUUCCCCAGCGUGCUCACCACUCUGCCCAGCCUCACCAGUCUGUCGCUGCGCUUCAACUACCUCACGGGCUCGCUCCCAUCAACCAUCACAAAGAUCAAGUCGCUGGACAUCAAUCAGAACUACUUUGUUGGCUCUAUUCCCUCAGGCACCUGGUCCUACUGCGAUGCCACCAAUAACUGCCUCACCGGUGCUGGAAACUGCCAGAAUUACUACCAGAGGUCCUCGUGUGCUAUUUGCGGCAGCACUGCCGGGACCGGCACGUUGUGCGCAGCGGGGCAAUCUUGUAUGCCGAGCGCUGACGCCAAGAUAGCAGCCGGCCAGAACAACUAUGGAGGCGAAGUGGCCCUGUCAUGCGUUUACACGCCCAUCACCAUGAACCCCGCUGACGGUCAGUGCCGCCUCCCUGCCUACUCAUUCGUUCGCAAUCGUGCUCACUCGCUUUCUGCCCUCCACUGUCCUCUGCGCACGCAUCACUUCCCUGUGUGCCUGACCACGUUCUGGUUCACCCCCCCUUGCCACCCCCCUGCAGCUGCCGCCAUGCUGAACGUCAAGGCCUCGCUGGGUGUGACCUACACCACUUGGGCCGCCACCACACCGUGCCGCUUUGAUCAAUCCACUGUGGCCCUUGCGAACGAGUGGACUGGCGUCCGUUGCACCGACACCGGCAAGGUGUCUGACAUCGUUGUGAAUUACGCUAACCUCAAGGGCUCUCUUCCUUCGGACAUCUCCACGCUCACAUCUCUCACCCGCAUCGGCGCUCCCGGCAACUACCUCAUAGGAACCGUGCCCCCGCUCGGCCCGCUGCUGCUCAGAAUAGAUGUGAAUUACAACUUCAUCACCGACCUCCCAACGGCGGCCUACACAUGGUGCGGCGGCAACCUCAACUGCCUCGUCACGCCCUCCAAGUGCACCACCUCUGGCACGGUCCAGCGGGCUGCGGCAGACUGUGCCUUCUGCGGCACCCCCAACGGCGCGGGGCCCUUCUGCUGGGGCGCGGGAGGGGUGUGCACGCCGGACGCGACUGCACCCGUGGCUGCCGGCACUGCAAACCCGAAUUCGCAGCCCGCGCUCCCCAGGACGUGCGUGGGCGGGCCGGUCGCGGCCUUGAAAGACUCUACAGCCAUGCUGGCCCUCAAGGCGUCGCUGGGUGUCACUCUCACCACGUGGGCGGCCACUGUGCCGUGCAAGGUCGCGGGGCAGACCACCACGGUGACAGUGUGGAGUGGCGUGCUCUGUGACAGCACUGGGAGGGUCGUGAGCAUGCGUUGCCUGCCGUACCUGCAUACCAUAUUCAUCUGCUCACCCGCCCUUGCACGUAUCCUCCUCCGCUCUGUCCUGCCACCAACCGUUGUGCACCUCAGGGCUGUGGAUAACUCAAAGCUCAAGGGAUCACUUGCUUCGGACAUCUCCACGCUCACAGCACUCACUUACCUCAACCUGCAGGGCAAUCUCCUCAGCUACCGCAUCGACUCCUUCACCACCAACCUCCGAGCCUUGCCAGUGUUGGCCGACAUCGGUGCGGUCUACAACUACUUCAUUGGCACUGUGCCCGCACUCGCCUCUGGGCUGCUCAGUCUGGACGUGCGAGGAAACUUCCUCACAGACGUGCCCACAGCAAGCUACUCCUGGUGCGGGGGCGCGGGCAACUGCCUGCUGACGCCCUCCAAGUGCACCAGUGGAGGCUCCGCCCAGAGGCCAGCAGCGGAUUGUGCCUUCUGCGGCACCACCAACGCCGUGGGCCCCUUCUGUGUGGCGGCGGGGGGGGUGUGCACAGUGGACUCGGGUUCAGCUGUCAAUACAGGCACUGUGAACUCGCCAACGCAGCCCGUGCUGCCCGUGACGUGUGUGGGCGGCACUCUCUACAUGAAUGCGGGGGAUGGUGGCCCCACCGCUGUUCUUGGUGGUUCUACUUCUCUCCUCCACUGCCCUCCCCUUGCCCUUCCCCAUUCUCCACCGCCACCAGUGGCAGCCCUCCUGAACAUCAAGUCAGCCAUGUGGGCUUACCAACGCCACUGGCGCCAAGGGAAAGCUCAUUCUCUCUCAUAUCUCCCUCCCGUUCCUGUUCCUCAUUCCCCGCUCUCAGCGGCGGCCCUGCUGAACAUCAAGUCGGCCAUGGGCCUCACCUACACCUCGUGGGCCGCCACCAACCCGUGCACUCUUGACGGCGCCACAGCCAAAGCGGGCGAGUGGGAGCGCGUGGCCUGCACCCCUUUUGGCCGCGCUUACGUGAUGUGGAUGCCAUGGAACUUCCUGGAUGGCAGCCUCUCAGACUAUCUCAAGUUCUUCUCCACGCUCACCAACUUGAAUCAACUUCCCCUGCAUGUCGUCCCCUGCAUGUCGUCCCCUGCAUGUCGUCCCCUGCAUGUCGUCCCCUGCAUGUCGUCCCCUGCAUGUCGUCCCCUGCAUGUCGUCCCCUGCAUGUCGUCCCCUGCAUGUCGUCCCCUGCAUGUCGUCCCCUGCAUGUCGUCCCCUGCAUGUCGUCCCCUGCAUGUCGUCCCCUGCAUGUCGUCCCCUGCAUGUCGUCCCCUGCAUGUCGUCCCUUGCAUGUCGUCCCCUGCAUGUCGUCCCCUGCAUGUCGUCCCCUGCAUGUCGUCCCCUGCAUGUCUCCCCUGCAUGUCGUCCCCUGCAUGUCGUCCCCUGCAUGUAGUCCCCUGCAUGUCGUCCCCUGCAUGUCUCCCCUGCAUGUCGUCCCCUGCAUGUCGUCCCCUGCAUGUAGUCCCCUGCAUGUCGUCCCCUGCAUGUAGUCCCCUGCAUGUCGUCCCCUGCAUGUCGUCCCCUGCAUGUAGUCCCCUGCAUGUCUCCCCUGCAUGUCUUCCUAUGCAUGUCGUCUCAUGCAUGUCUGCCCCAUGGAUGUCGGCCAUGCAGUACAUGUUCUUCUCGGGGUCAUUCCCCAGCGUGCUCACCACUCUGCCCAGCCUCACCAGUCUGUCUGUCCGCUUCAACUACCUGACAGGCUCGCUGCCAUCGACCAUCACAAAGAUCAAGUCGCUGGACCUCUACCAGAACUACUUUGUCGGCUCUAUUCCCUCCGGCACCUGGUCGUACUGCAACGCCGCAAAUAACUGCCUUGCCAGCGUGGGCAACUGCCAGAGCGCCUUCCAAAGGUCCUCGUGUGCUAUUUGCGGCAGCACUGACGGCACCGGCACUCUGUGCACAGCGGGGCAAGCGUGCGUGCCGGGCGCAGACGCGAAGAUUGCAGCGGGUCAGAACAACUAUGGAGGCGAAGUGGCCCUUUCGUGUGUUUACCAGCCCAUCACCAUGAACUCUGCUGACGGUCAGUGUCACCUCCCUUCCUUCUCGUUCCCAAUCGCACGCGCCUGA